This is a messenger RNA of Chara braunii, 1225 nucleotides long. The record is from the annotation of a GenBank genome assembly. Lineage: Eukaryota; Viridiplantae; Streptophyta; Charophyceae; Charales; Characeae.
ACCAUCGGCGCGCAGCGGCGCGAUGCAGUAGUGACCGAUCUUUUCAAGUGGGGACAGGAGUUGGCGGCUGAUUGGCGGCAGCGACUGGCCCAGCCAAGGCGACAAGUAGUGGGGACUGACUGUAUUGAUACCUUCUCCCUGUGGACCAGCACCACUGAUCGCCCUACUCGCCCGCUCCCCCAUCUCCAUCCCUACCCCGAGCACCGAUGAAUCGUUUCUCCACCUUCUCUCUCCCCUCCGACUUUUCGAUCAUCUCGCCAUCUUGGGCCGACCCCCUUCUCACUCUGGAAAUUCGUCCUGCCUCAACCCUUCCAUUGAGUCCAGCUUACAUCCGCAAGUGGGUCGAGUUCGCGACGGUUAGUGUGUGUAUGCUCACAGUAAAGUGUCACUGGUCGCAGUAUUACAGUAGUCGGGAUUUGGAGCACACUCACGAGAUGUCGCUGGUGCUGGCGCAGUUGUGGUCGAACGAGUCGACCACCGACGACACAUUGGUAGGGCUGUUGUGCGGAGAGAUCGCUAAGGGCAGGCGAGCAACGGUUGCCUACGAGCUCCUCACGUUCUUGUCUCAGCUCGUCGACGACCUACCGACGGACAUCAUCUCCUACAAUUCGAGCGAUCCGAGUCAGGCUGGACAUGUGACCCUGGAAAGGAAGUUGACGCCAACCGUAAUCUGGACGAACUAUACGGAGGACUACGGGCAGUAUCUAAGCGAUCACGAUCCUACGGUUUGGUGCUACCUGGACCUGGACGAACUUGCACCGGAUAACUCCGACUUCGACGAGUUUUGGAAGGCGCAUCGAGAGAACAGGGAGCUGUCAUCGGACAACGACCUGGGUCGCAUAGCCAUCGCCGGGCUAUCGGAGGAAGAGGAGUCGGAAGCACGGUCGACGUCAAAGGAAGAAGAAGAGGCGUUGGCACCUGAUCCCCGAGAGGCUUCACCAGCACGAAUGUCGCCUUCCGUCCGAGGAGGAUCCGCUUUGAAUCCCGUCGUUCCCUCAGAUGCCGCUAGUCGGCACGAUGACGCAGCAACCUCCCGCCGGCGUCGCCGCUCUCGCUCACCAUCUCCCUCCGUUUCCGCCCCCUCCACGCUUCAUCCCUGUCCUCCUCCCGGCCCGGACGUACCGUCCUCGUCCCGUCUUUCGCCGCCCCCUUGAUUACCUCUCCUUCCGUCCCCUCUCCCACCUUGAAUUCCCCCUGGACUAUCGCAUCUUCGCCAGCCGCGCCU